AUUCCAACAUGGAGGGUUCUGGAGGGCUAUCCCCAGCACAAGUGGAGGAGGUACAAAUAUUUGUCCAUUAGUUUGGUUAGCCUUAGAUCACAGAGAUUGAUAAGCAUCUUGAUUUCUUUUAGUACAAGAAAAAUGGCUUUCUGGUCAUUGAAAACUUUUUCUCACUCGAAGAAGUGGAGGAAAUGAGAAAUGCCAUGUACGAUAUCGUGGAAAAAAUGAAUUUGGAAGAUCAUCCGAAAAGCAUCUUUACCACUGGAGAGAACCAAACGAAGGUAAGAACUUGAGGAAAAGCCAAUUUGUUGCCUCGAUUUUCUUGGCUUUGCUGUAAGCCCUGUAAAUCGACGAUCGGCGAUGAUGACAUCCGUUUCUCCUAGGAUGAUUUAAUAAUACCACUAUAAGUUGCCGUGGAUAGCCUGGCUUGUUCUUAACUUUUGGUCAUUGUUGUGCAUGUGUUACCUCUGUCAGAUUUUGAUUUAGUACGAUCAAGCAGUGGCUCACGCUUUAGUCCCUUACUCUGUGGCCACCCGUGUGCUCCAAAUUUUCUUCCAGGAGUUCUAAAUGUUUAGAAAGAACUCAUCGAUAACACGUAUAUCAUUACUUUUGCGUUGCCCAUUACUUACCAGGUAUAUCCCAGUUUAUUUUGGAGAAUCUUGGUGGUAAAGAACAUCAUAUGACAUUUUGUUUGUCCACUGACAUAGAUUUGCUGUAUCCUUACAACCCCUGCACUUCCAAGAGUGACCAACAAGUAAUUUCUCCCUACUAUACCAAUACAUUAUCAAGCAGUUAAGCAAUGAGAAGAAAGAAAAAGUAACAUCAUGUAAGAAACAUCAUAUGAUAUGAUUCCAAAUUCUCAGAGUGUAAACCAAGGGAAAUUCAUGGCAGACAUGAGAGAGAAUUGAUAUCUGGAUCUUUAACAUGACAUGUACCUUCUCCAUACAAUUUCAAUCCAUUAUUUAAAAAACUGGUAACAAGAAUGGAUGUAAGACCAAAUUCUCUCAACUAAUUUAUAAGGAAAUGUUUAGCAGCCAGAAGAGAGAAUUGCUGAUUUCAUCUUAGGGGAUUGAGUGAAUAGUUUUCCAACAAUUUUGACUCCAUUAUCUGAGGCUUUAGGUGUGGUUAGCUGCAUUGGCAAACCAGCAUUUGUGAAAUUCCAUCAGUGAAUCGGUAUCUACCAAUUCACAGCCUUUUAAACUUAUUUUCCAAGGCUUUAAUAGGCUCUACUGAUAAUUGCAACUGAAAUUAUGAAUUAAAAAUUUUGUACCCUUUGUCAUUUUUUUAUUAGUUUAGAGAUGACUACUUUAUGACAAGUGGAGACAAAAUCAGAUUUUUCUUUGAAGAAGGAGCUUUCAAUGACAAAGGUGAGAUUCAAUAUCCUGUAAUGACAAAACGUAACGGAUUUCUCUCAUAACUUAAGCAAAUUUGCACCACAGUAUUGUUACUUGCACAACUGUAUUUCAUUUUUGUCUCUUAUUUAGGUGAACUCAUCAAGGACAAGCAAAAAGCCAUAAACAAAGUUGGUCAUGGUAAGAUUUUUAUGGAGGACUUCUCUUGGAAGUUAGCAAUCUAGGUAUAAAUCCCAAACAGAAAAAGGUUUAUGAAACAAGUUUAUAGCUUGAAUUACACACUGGUGAGCCUAGUAAAUGGUCUAGCUUGUGAACAAGUUAUCUGUAGCUCAGUUGAUGUGGCAUAAAUAUCAAAAUUAAUAAUGAAAAUUAAUAGAUAAGAUUUAAAUGGUGGUACUUCCACAGGAUGGCUCUGUGUCCAAUGAUCCCAGUUAGAAUUGGAAGUUGAAUUGUUUACCUCUACAGUGGGAGGGGAAGUAAAGAACACAGAGAAAAAUCUGUUGGAGAAAGGAUUUUUUCAUGGGGAAAGAAUAAGAAACAGCAGCAGGUUUAUGAUUUGAAAAAAUGAAGGAUAUAGCAGUGGGAGGCAACUUCUUUCACUAGCUGCACCAUCUUUGCUUUUCAUGUGAUUGUGAAAGUGUUAAUGGGUUAAACUGAAAUUUCGUGGGUUAGCCUUUCCUCAUAGUGAAAGGCUAACAAAAUGUAAGCUUUAGAAACUCUUUACAGUGGCUAAUUAACAUUACCAAUACAGUUGAUAAAAUCAAAUUAUCCUUAGAAUAGUUUGUCUCCUUAUUCAUCAUUUUGUACUUUUAGAGAUCUGUUCAUCAUCCUAGAAAUAUCAUUUACUUGUUAUUUAAUAAAUAUGUAUUUGAUACUUUGUGUUUAUUUAUCUUCUCAGCCCUUCAUGUGUGGAAUCCUGUCUUUAAAAAAAUGACAUUCAACAAGCGAAUUGAGGUACAUGUAAUUUAAAGAUUGAAAUGUUAAGUAUAAUACAUGUAUAUUGAAUUUCUUCCUCUAGUAACAAAUUUGAAAUCAAUAUUGUUGUCAACCAAAUUUUUUUUUUAAUGUAGGCUGUUGCCAAAUCAGCAGGAUUCAAACACCCUGUUGUCCCACAGAGCAUGUACAUUUUUAAAGUGAGUUGGUUUUGAGAAACAAUUCUAUCAAUAAAUUAAGAUUGUCAUGGUUCUUUAGACUAAAUUCAACUUUAAUAAUGUAGGCAGAGUGCGAAAAAUUCUUAUUGUAGUUUACCCACACUCUGGGUCGUCUCCUGAUAAAUAGUGUUGAUAUACGGGUAUGUAACAUCUCCAACAUAAUGCUGUUAGAGAUGAUGUAAUCAUAAGCGCAUAAGUACACAUGCAUUUUUGAUUGGUUGUUACCUAUGAUCUCAAUCUGUAAACGGAGGACAGACACAUGGAUGACAUGUUGCCAUGGGUCUGUACAGUAAUGGAUCAUAGAGUACUCCAAAAUGUGGUUAAAACAUAAUUCAGUGUACACUCGGUUGACCUCUUGUGCCCCAUCUUUGUUCUUACCACAUUUUGAUGUCAUCUGUGAUCUAUUAAAGAGCAGACACGUGGAAUGUAUUUGUUAAAUAGUAAAUAAUUUGAAUCCAGGUCGGUAACAUUUGAUCUUGUAGUUUAGUGAUCCUGUUAAGUAUUAACCCUUUACACACUAACACCAGUAUGCAUAUUCUCCAUACUGCUCUUUAUACAUUUCCAAAGAGGCUGUCAAAGAGAAUUUGUUUCACAAUCAAGAGCUGCUUUAGUUGGUGAUCAUCUCCUCUAUUCUCAUGACUUUCAUGUUUGACUCAGGGGUGAUAUUGUAAGGAGAAAUUAGAUGCUAGUCACUCUCAUGCACGAAAGGGUUAAGAGAAGGUUCCAGAAGGUUAGCAUUCCAUAGGUGUCUUUCUCAUGGAAUGUUCAUUUUCUUUUUUUAUUAUUUUUUUAACUCAUUAGCAACCAGGAAUUGGUGGUGAAGGUAAGAGAUUAAAUUUAGUAAAUAACUUGUAGUUUUUAGGAUAUAAAUCUAAGAAAUGAGAGUGGAAAAGAAAUUGUAUUUUGUAGAGAAGAUCCCCAAAGGAGCUCCAAAGGGUAGGGUAGGGAAUUUGAACUGGAACUGUCAAGUCUUUCCUGUGGAAUAGAACUGUUUUGUCUUUUAAAUUGGAGGUGCAUGGUCAAAGGUAAAAAGUUUCCUUUCUGCAAGUGGUCCACAAGAAAAUCACAGUUGCUAAUCUUUUCUUUUACAGAUCAAUUGAAAAUCAAAUUAGGCACUCAGGUGGGACAUCUGAACACAGUUUUGGUCCUAGUGGUUGUAAAGAGUUUGAACAAACUGUAUUUACAGAUGCCAGUGGGGCUGUUGGGAGGGGGUGCUGAAUGUUGAAGCUUCAAAUUGAUCAAAAUAAAAGAACAAGAACCAACGAAAACUUUAUGCUUACCAUUGCACCAUUCCAGCUCUGUAUGAAAGCCAAGUUAUAUGUUCACAGAAUAAGAGGUUUUAUUUACCUUUGCACCUGUAGUCAACCCACAUCGAGACUCCACCUUCCUGUAUACAGAGCCACCCAGUGCUAUGGGAAUCUGGAUUCCACUUGAAGAUUGCACCAUGGAGAAUGGCUGUCUGCAGUUUGUUCCUCAGACACAAAAUGGUCAGAUAUAUAGUAAACCUCAAUUUUGUCUCCUUAGAGGACACAUAUUAUGAAACUUGUAUCAAAUAGACCUCUUAAUGAGCAGACACCCUCUACCUAUCAGACCAACCCAAGUCAUAAAUUAACCUUCCUUAGUUACUCUAAAUUAAUAUAAUACCUGCAAUUAGAACACAACUCUGUUAAUCCUUUACACUCUAACAUCAGUAUGCGUAUAUUUUCUUUACUGUUCUCCAUCCAUUUCUCAAGGUGCUGACAAGUUUAACAAUCAAGAGUUUCUUUAGUUGGUGAUCAUUUCUUUCAUUCCUGUGAUCUUAACCCUUUAACUCCCAGAAGUGAUUAACAUGUAAUUUCUCCCUGUAAUAUUCACACAUUAUUCAGCAAACUGGUUGUGAGAAUCCUCAAACUUAUCAAGUUGAAGUUGUUGUCUUGAUCUAACAUCAAAUUAUCAUAACCAGUUUACACGGAAAUGUGAAGCAGCUAGAGGGAAGAAUUAACAUCAAAAUCUAAUGUUUGAUUCAGUGGUUGUAUUGUAAGGAGAAAUUAGUCAUGUCUAGUUAAUCUUAGAGGUUAAAGGGGUUAACCCUUUACUCCCCAAUAUUAGGAUGCAUUUUCUAGAGCUAUUCUAUGUACUGUUCUGCGCAGUCUUGUGAGGGUCUUCUUAAUUUGCAAGUUUUGCUAUUGUAAAUGAUUUUUAUUUGUCAAGGAAGUCAAAAUUUGUAGCUUUAGGGUCUGGAUAGAAUAUAGUAUUCUUACAAGUAAUUUUUUUUUUAUCCUUUGGGGGUUAAAGAGCUUGGCUAGUAAAUCUUUUGAUACCAAAUUUGAGUUUAGGUGCCUCAGUGCUUCCAAUACUUGAGUGUUUCAAGGUCUUGAAAUAAGUUUUUAGUAUCAUCCAGAUUCUUGACAGCCUGAAAUGGACUGUUCAACUCUUCCCAAUAAGUAUAACAUGGAUUGUAAUGUUUCUGAGUGCUUCCCUGAUUUACUUUAUAGAAGGAAUAAAGCUCCGUUUUAUACGCAACCCUGAGGCAGGGACCCCAACCAUCUUCAAGGGACCUAAAGAAGAACCUAGAGAUGACAAUGACUACAUUCCUCAGUUGACCAAAAAAGGUGAUUUGAUCACUUACUUUUAAUUGGAUUUAUGUUUUUUAGUGGGUGUUCAAUGGUGGCCUGAAAGUACUCAGCUGCUUCAAAAACUCCCUUCAUCCCUCAUACUAACAAGAUCUUAGGGGCCGGUUCUGGUAAUGGAGGACUACAAAUUUCUUUUUUAGAUAUCCCUGAGAAUUUGGUAUUUCAUCUGAAGGAUUUAGCCUAGUAGGUGAUCGAAUCAUUUAAUCUGUAAUUCUAUUUACUUGUCUACUUCAUGGUGCAUUCAAACUAUCAAUUUAAUUAAUUUACCCUUUUUAAACGGACAUCAGUAUGUAUAUUCUCCAAACUGUUCUCCAUAAAUUUCCCAAGGUGCUUAUAAGGAGAACUUGUGUUAAAAAUCAAGAGCUUCUUUGGCUGGUGAUAAUUUCCUUUAUCCCUGUGGUGUUAAUGUGUGAUUCAUGAUCAGGGGUGGUAUUUAAGGAGAAAUUAGAUGUUAGUUACUCUUAGGGCAUACACUGGCCAGUUCAAAGGGUAAAAGAGUCUCCAUUUAAUCCUAGAUUUUAAAAUAGAUUUGCAAUUUUUAUAGGCCUCACAUACAAAAUAGGAUUCUGAGGUGCCUCAUAUUUGGGAACAGAGCACAGUAGAUGAAAGAAUGUUGUUAAUAAGAACAGCACUAACAUACUAUGCCUGUGUCAUUUUCCCCUUCAUUUUCCUUUGACCUUUUACAUCAUGACAUCAAUAUGUAUUUUCUCCAUACUGCCCCCAUAUAUUUCCUACCAUUCUGACAAGGAGAAUUUGUUUGACAAUCACAAGUUUCUUCUGUUGGCAUUCAUUUUGCCACAUGACCUUAAUGUCUGAUUCAGCAAUAAUGCUGCAUGGAGCAAUUAAAUCCCUGUCGCUCUCAGGGUUAAAGGGUUAACGCAUUUUGAAAUUAUUCUGGGAACAAGCAUAUGGGUCUAUUUUCUUUUUCACUAAUAACUUAAUUCCUUAACAAGAAGCUUUUACUUCUAAUAGUAUUUUACAUGGAAAUGCUGAAUAUUGACAUUCCCAUCCAGGUUGUUUGGUGCUAAUUCAUGGAGCUGUUCUGCACAGAAGUUUUGCUAAUAAGUCUGAGAAGUCACGGCAUGCUUACACCUUUCAUAUUGUGGAACAAGAAAACACAGAAUACAGCAAAGAGAAUUGGUAAGGUGUAAUGCAGAUUGAAGUUAGAUUCAAUGUGCUAAUAUCAAAGGCCUGAGCUGCGACAAGCCAAAAUAUCACAAAGAACCAAUAAGGACUUGAUGUAAACACUAGCUGUGCCUGAAGAAUUUGCUGGUGAUUUUAUGGAUAUAUUUGUUUUGAUUGCUUUCACUUGGAUUAAGAAUGGUUGAGUGAUGUGGUUCACUGUGAAUGUGGUUUUUAAAGGAGUGGGGAGGGGUGGCUGUGGGUUGUCAAGUGAACCCAAGUCUGUAGACAAAAGGAAAACUAUCUGGAAAUAUAGCUUGAAGACUCUCUGAAAACUCGGUUGCAUUAUUCAAAGUUAAAGGCAACUUUCUAUCUCACCCACAUUCUUCACUAUAUCGUAAAUUUGCCAGUUAGGUUUUGCCACCCAUAAUAUCCUGGCUUAUAUUUACCACCCCCCUUGCCCUGUUCAAAGGAAAACUACUUGCCAUGGCUAAUUCAUACUACAAAUUACUAUCUCUAUCCUUUCCCACACAGUUAAAAAAUUUAUUUCUUGAAGAACAAAAGUAGGCUUGUGAAAGUUAUUUUCUCUUGUCUUUAGGUUGCAGCCCACACAAGAGGUACCAUUUCCCUCUCUAUAUACUGAGUAGAUGGUGAUUACGAACAUUUUGAACCAGAAGAGUCAAGCUGAUUCAAUCCUCCAGUCACAUUUUAAUCUUACCUUAACUUAUGAAGAAACAUCCAUUAAAUUAAAUGUAUAAACAUCCAUUAUCACAACAGAAAUGAAAAAGUCUGAGUGUGUUCUCUAAGGAAUUGUGUUCUGUUUCUUUUCCCUAUGUCUGAAGUUCAUUUCAUUACAAAAUUAUGGCACACAAGGGAAGUUUGUUUUGAGUGUGCUUUGAAAUAUUCCUUUCAGGACAUGCUAAAAAAAAAAACAUUUGCAAAGUGCAAGAAACUUUGAUUUUGUAACAGUUUAUUGCAACAGGGGAUCAUGUUUUAGGAAAAAUUCUGAUAUUAGAUUUAGAAAACACAGUCUGGUCUUUUUAUCAAGGAUAUCAUUACGGUUAGCAGUUAUUUGGUUUUAGUACAAAAGAUCACAUUAAGACACAAGCAGUUUAAGCACAGCUCUUUAAUUUGUCAUUUUACAAAAUUUUAAAUCAUUUAGCUAAAUACAAUUACCGUGUAUUAAUUAUUUUUAGCCAAUGUAUCAUGUCAAAUGAUAUUUUUCACAGCGUAAAGCAAAAUUAUUUAUAAUCAUAUUGAAUUCAAUGCUUACAUAGCAAGAUUAGAAAUAAUCAAUUGUGAUCAAAAUAUAUAUGAAGACCUCUCAGUCCUCUCAGCAGUAUAUAUUCCUAUAUAAUAAAAGUUUCAAUGAAGUCUAAAAACACUGGCUAGAUAUAGAAGCUCUUACUAACUCAAGACUUCAAACACUCCAAUUUUUUUCUAACUUCUACAAAUUUUAAACUGUUGACAAUUAUGGUUUGUGGGUCGACACAUCAAACUGACUUUAAAUGAGCAUUUUCCUCUUUUUAUCUAUCACCUGAACAGGCCAUACUGAUUAACUUGCCCAAUUUAAUCCUUAAUACAAUGACCUAUGAUGAAAAAGCUGUUUUUGUUCAGAAAUGCUCCACAUUAGCAAGUUACAUGUUAAAUAUAAGUUUACUCUAACAAUGUUCUAUAAAAGAAAAUAUCCCAAUGGUGUGCGUGGCAUGUUCAGUUACAUGCCUGUCAGUUAUGGAAAUUAAACCUUAACCCUUUGAGUCACAAGAUCUGCUUGUUAACUCCUCCCUCUUACUGCUACACUUUUCCUCAUAAAUCAGUACAGAGAAUUUGAUGUUAGAUAACUAGAAGAUAACUUUGAUAUUAUGAGUUGAGUAUUCUCAUUACUAGUUUAUUGGAUAAUGUAUGGAUAUUAUAGGGAGAAGUUACAUGUUAAUCAGCUCUAGGAGGUAGAGUUAACAGUGAC
This is a messenger RNA of Pocillopora meandrina, 8191 nucleotides long. NCBI's taxonomy places the organism in Eukaryota, Metazoa, Cnidaria, Anthozoa, Scleractinia, Pocilloporidae. The record is from the annotation of a GenBank genome assembly.